CAGACAGAAACAUGAUCAGGCUAUUUACAGUAGAUGUAAUGUCCAAGGAAGAAGUUGAACAAAACUGUUUGCGUAGCCUUUGGUAAAAUUGAUGAACUGUAGAGACUAAUUGAAGAAAAAGUUAUGACAACCCCUUUCUCAGGAUCAACAUAUUUUCUGGUGUGUAAACCCUUUUAAACCCUGAACGGUACUUCAGAAGAGGACAAAACCUACAUCAUUGCUCCAAGAGGCAUAUUUUGCAUGGGAAUGCUGGCUUAGCAGCAAACAUUAUCCGAGAUGAAAUAAAGCCAACUCAAGCAAACCUAAGAAAUGUCCAACACUGAAGUUUGUUUCUUUUACGGAUCAUGAAAAUACUUGGAAAAAUAAAACUCUGCUGUUUUAUAACAAAAAAUGAAUACUGACGAAACUCCUGGAAAUUGUGAAGAUGGCCUGUUUCAGAGAUCCCCAUUCAGCUUAUUUAUAAAUCAGAUCAAGAAGAAGAAAUCUGCUGCUGAGAAGGGGAAAUCUCAACAUCCAUUGAGGAGCAAAAUCUUUCACCAGGCCUCCGAUCAUGGGAAAUCCAAAGAUGAAAGCAGAAAAGGAAACGGAACCCCCAAAACAAAUAAUUCUGGAGCAGAAACUCAAAGUGAGGCACAAGUUUUCUCUGCAGCAGUUGCCAUAAUGCCUCUGCUACCAGACCUGGAGGAGAUUGAUCUUUCCUGGAAUGAUUUCAUAGGAGGAAUAUUAGGGCCUCUUACCCUGCAGUUCAAACAUCUGCAGAGACUACAAGUCCUCCGACUCAGCAACUGUAUGCUCACAGCCAAAGACAUUUCCUUCUUAGGAGAAGGACUUCAAGUAAUUCCUCAUCUUGAAAUACUGGAUUUAUCAUGGAAUACCAAUGUGGGUGGGAGUUUUUCCCUUCUAACCCAAAAUAUUCCCAAAGGUUGUGCACUAAAAACACUGAAGGUGACAGAUUGCAGUCUAACUCCUGAAGAUGGUGAAUCAUUAGCUCAGCUCCUAAACAAGGUCCACAAUCUUGAAGAACUGGAUCUGUCAAUUAAUAAAAGGAUAGGAUGUAGUCUGAAGAGUAUUGCCCAGGAACUAAAAUAUGUCUCAAGCCUGAAAGUACUAAAUUUAAACAUGUGUGGAUUAAAACAUAAUGGACUCCAGUGGUUAGGGACUUCUUUGCAGCAUUUAUUAGAAUUAAGAAAAUUAGAUGUGUCUUGCAACAAAGAGAUUGGAGGAGGUUUCCAAAACUUAGUGGCUCAUUUGGCUAGCCUAAGUAAUCUUGAAGUUCUGGACCUUCAUCAGUGCUGUAUUACAGAAGAGGACAUGGCUGUUUUAACCCAGAUAAUUCCUCUUUUGUCAAGUCUUCAAGAGCUGAAUCUAUCAUCAAAUAAAAGUGUUGGCAUCUCUUCUGAUCAGCUACUUAGCAGGCUCCGAUUUUUACCCAGACUGACAUCUGUGCUCCUCAGCAAUUGUUCUUUACAGCAUGAUUCAUUUACAUCUUUAGCUGAGGCUGCCCUUCACCUUCCUGAACUGAUGAUAUUAGACCUUUCUUGGAAUAAAUGCGUUGGCGGGAAACUAAAGCUGAUUUUGGAAGCGCUAAACCUUGGAGCUAAGAUGCAAGUCUUAAGACUGAGCAGCUGCAGCCUGGUGGAUGAGGAUAUCACUGGCUUUGCUGCAGUUAUUGAAGCUGGGCACCUGGAUCAACUACAGAAGCUGGACCUGAGCUAUAACCACCUCAUUUCGGACCAAGGAUGGACAACCUUCUGCCAAGCCUUAGUUGCACUUGAUCUGCUUUCUGAACUGGAUAUCAGCCUUCGACCAUCAUUGCACUGUGAUUGUGAGGAAUGGUUUAGCCAACUGUUGGCUGCCUUGCCAAAGUUGCCUCUGUUGACAGAGCUGGGACUGCAAGGCUGGGUCCUUUCUAGAGUUCAACAAAAACAACUGGAACAAUUCAAUUGGGAUAAUGAACGAAAUGUUCGCUUUGACAUUUGAUAUGGAGCUGGACAUUGCAAACUAAUAUAACUGCAAAAAGUGACUAAGGACUUUGAUAGGUAGCUUCUCCAGACUUACCUGCUGUGGUCUAGUAGUAAAUUUUGAAGUACAGUUCCUCAUCUUGACAGUCACCACAGCCAAGGAGUGGUCCCAAGGAAAACUACCAAAUGCAGGCACCUGUAUUGAUCUAUAUCAACACAGUUUUUAGUCAUCUCAGCUUCAGCAAAAGCUGUUUUUUGCUAAGCUAGUGGGACUUAAUUCCUCCUUCAAGACCAAGUCACACCAAAAUACUUGCAUUGCAACAGAGAUAGCUCACAAAAACAUAUAGCUGUUAGGAAAGCAUCUUCUCUACUUACUGUUAAGUGGGUACUACAGCAAGGUUCAAAGGAAACAGGGAGAUUUGGUGAGGGAAUCAUAGAAUCAUAGAGCUAGAAGAGACCUCACAGGUCAUCCAGUCC
Molecule: messenger RNA, 2438 nt
Organism: Sceloporus undulatus (fence lizard)
Lineage: Eukaryota; Metazoa; Chordata; Lepidosauria; Squamata; Phrynosomatidae
Gene: LRRC31
Product: leucine rich repeat containing 31
Exons: 9
Coding region: 391-1980 (529 amino acids)
Molecular function (GO): protein binding
Source: RefSeq, a predicted model, not a curated record